CAUUGGAAGCAACAGCAGCUACAACAAAACCUAACAAUGAGAUUGUAAUCGUUUCGCCCCUUCCCAUUCGACCACUACAUCCGAAUCACAACACACAUGUGGAUGGUGACGAAAGAACAAGAGGAUGAUGCUUGCUCUGAGCUGUUGGAGAUAAUGGCAGCAACCGGCAACAAACACCACAAACGAGGAAGCAGCAGCAGCAGCAGCAGCAGCAGUAGUAGUAGCAGCAGCAGCAACAACAGCACGUACGAUAACGUUGACGAUAACGAUGAUGUUACUGGUGGCGAUAUUGGUUUGGAAGUGCCAGCGUCGCCGGUUUACCGUACAUUGAAUCCGUUGCCACACGACACCUCUUUUAUCCACGCUGCGGCAGCCUUCCUUACUGUCCAAAAUGCAAUGGCGGCUAUGGCGGCUGCGGCUGCUGUCAACAACGAUAACAACAACAAUUCAAGCAACAACAGCAACAUGAACGACGCUGCUAUUACCGCUUCCACGACUCCUACUGCUUUGCAAGUGCCUACUGCUAGACCUCGCUCUUACAGUGUUGGCGACGAUCGAAACAAGAUGCCCGCUGUGGUUUGUUAAAAAAAUACUCUUCUUCUACAUAUGAUCCUUGGCGUUGAAAACCACACUACUACCUUUGUUGUACAUACACACACAGACAUCUCUUUCUCUUCCUUUCUUUCUGUCUUUCUUAUAUAACAUGUUUUAUACAUACAAUUCUUCUUCACAUACACACACUCCGUUACUACUACAUAGCCAAUCCCCUUCCCUCUUCCCUUGCAAAACUUUGUCCCUCUUCUUUUAUAAACUUUGUAAAACCCUUUUUUUAUCUUUAGUUUCCAACGCCCCUUCCUUCAAUUGUCUAUAUCUCUCCUAUAUCAAUUGUAGUAUAACUUUUUCUAUAAUCUUUUCCGAAAAAAAAAAU
Zychaea mexicana is the source of this 928-nucleotide messenger RNA. RefSeq lists its product as uncharacterized. The transcript has 2 exons. Bases 97 to 585 code for a protein of 162 amino acids. Lineage: Eukaryota; Fungi; Mucoromycota; Mucoromycetes; Mucorales; Lichtheimiaceae. The record is from RefSeq and is a predicted model, not a curated record.